AUGAGGCCGAGCAUAGUGUUUGGUCUUGCUCUUAUGAGCAAGGCCAUUGCUGGAGAGAAAGGUUCUGGCUUUGGAAAACGACCAGCCCCCUGGAUUGUGUAUGAUGUGCCGGGGGACUUUGCAGAUCCCAAAGGUCUAGCCAGACCUUACUUUCGAUACUGGGUUCCAGAUGCGGAUGUUGAGGACAGCACUUUAUUUAAUGACUUGCAACAGAUCAAACAAGCUGGCUUCGGCGGCGCUGAAAUCAUCUGCCUCGAAAAUUAUGGCAUCGAAGACGCUGUGGUUGAUCCAGCCCUCUACGGCUAUGGAGGAGAUAGAUGGAGGGACAGAUUCAACACCAUGCUUCGUGCUGCAGACGAACUUGACUUGCUCAUUGACUUGGCUCUAGGCCCAACUCAGGGAGCCUCCAUACCUAUCUUGGAUCCCGAUUCUCCUGGAAUGAACACAGAGCUGGCUUACGGCAGCGCCAAUUUGACUUCGGGCCAAGUUUUCAACGGAGAGAUACCACCACCAGGUCAGACUAAUCCAGGCUACGCAAACGCUCCAGAUUUUCACGCGCCGUUCACGAAUUUUACGAAUAAGUUUGUGGCUGCUGUUGUGGCGAGAAAGAGCAAGAUUCCAUCUACAGACCCUCGAGUGAUUCAACUCGACUAUGAUAGUGUCGUAGAUGUCACACAUUUGGUCAAGGACAGUCAGCUGCGCUACAAGGCUCCAGCCGAUGGAAAUGAUUAUGUGCUUUUCACCUUCUAUCAACGUCGCACUGGCUAUCUUGCAGCUCAGGGGGCUUUUGACAAUGCCACAAAUCCAGAUAACCCAGCCUCCUGGUUUGCCUAUGUUGUGGACCACUACAGCCAAGAAGGAACUGACCUGUGGACCGACUUUACGGAGAAAUAUGUGAUGGACGGUGAGAAUGGCGACCUAAUACGCCAGCUCGGCCACUACGCAUGGGAAGACUCAGCGGAAUUUCGAGCGACUCUCUUUUGGACAGAUGAGCUGAGAUCUUUCUUUCGUCAAUCACGAGGUUACGACAUAACCAAGGCACUGCCAGCACUUUUUGGUACUACGGGAUUGCCACCCAGCACACUUGCCAAUUCUUUUUUCUACUUUGCUUUCAAUGAUCAUGAAAAUGGCACCGACAUCAGCUGGAAGCUCCGGAAUGACUUCUAUCAAUGCUUACAAGAGAUGUACGAGAAGUAUCAUCUAACCGGGCUUUCCGAAUGGACUAGCAAAUGGGAUAUGCAAGGCAGUCUUCAGCCAUACGCGACAGCUCCAAAUCUAGCUCCUCCGUGGGACAUGGUCUCUGCAGCUGCUUAUAUCGACGCUCCGGAGACCGAGUCUAACUACUUCGAUGGAGUUAUCGAUGCUUUUCGCGCAAUGGGAGGUGGCGCUAUGCUCGGGAACAAGCAAAUCUUUUCUAGUGAACUUGGUGCUCAUCGGUACGAGGCAUAUGCUAUUACAUGGCCUGUCAUCCUCAAUGACUGUAAGAUCAAUUAUGUGGGUGGAGUGAAUCGCAUUGUCGCCCAUGGGUACCCUUAUUCUGGGAUUCGACCAGAGAUUGAAUGGCCGGGCUUGACGACAUUUGAAUGGACGUAUUCGGCAAUGCAUGGAGCGAGACAACCGAGCUGGGCAUAUGUGAAGGAGAUGGGUGAUUGGAUCGGGAGGACGCAGUUGAUUCUACAGACAGGCGUGCCUCGUGUGGACGUCGGCAUUUAUCGACACAAAUAUCUGUCGGUUGAUAUCAAGCACUAUGGUAUGGGCGAGAACAUCUUCUGGGAUCAUUCGCUUGAGAAUAAUGGGUACUCCUACGUCUCCGUUAGUCCGUCACUGCUUAAAUUCGACAACGCUGUUAUUACCAAUGGCUUGCUGGCUGAAAAUGGUCCUGGAUUUUCUGCUUUUAUUGUCGACAACUCUACAAACGUCACCGUUGAAGCAGCCACCAGAUUCCUCGAGUGGGCUGAACAAGAUUUCCCAAUUUUGUUCGUUGGCGGAGUGCCAGAGACAACACCAUAUUACUGUGACUCGUGCGAUGAACAUGUCAAAACAAGCAUGCAAAAAUUACUUCAGUAUCCCUCUGUCAAAAAUCUUGACACCGAGGCCGAAGUUGUUGGUGCACUCCAGGAGCUGAACAUACAGCCAACUGCGAAGAACCUCUCACCCUGUCCAAUUCUCUAUGUCCACCGCAUUGACGCUCCUAAUAAGGUCGACUAUUAUUGGGUGUAUAACUCGGACAUUUAUGCCGAUCAUGCGACGGAAGCCUCUAUCAAAGGGAAGGGAAUACCGUACGAGCUCGAUGCAUGGACGGGUGUGAUUACACCCAUUGUGAACUACACCACUUCUGGUGACCGAUUCAACAUCUGGGUCGAGCUUCGAUCAAACCAAUCGACGAUUGUGGCAUUUGCUCCCAGGGGAUUCUUCUCUGACGUCAAAGUUCCCGACAUUCAUGUUGUGAAAACCGAUGUGGAGUACCUGAACUACUCCGCUAGUAGCAACGCCCUAAUUGCUCGCUCAUCUUCCACGGCUGAUCAGGAAAUUGUCCUUAGCAACGGCAAAAAGUUCACUUUGGAAAGCUCUGACAAUUUGAUGAAGCCCUCGAGGCUCGGUCCAUGGAAUUUGACUGUUCAAGACUGGCUGCCAAACCCCUCUCCAUGGACCAACUACACGUCAACCUUCAAGUACCACACGCUCACACUGGAUAACUUGAUUCCUUGGUAUAAUAUCACCGGCCUCCAAAGCACCUCAGGGAUUGGGACAUACACAACCAAAUUCACAUGGAAUCCCAACUCUGCAACCAGCGGUGCCUUGCUAGACCUGGGCCCAGUCUUCCACACCAUCAGAUUAUGGAUCAAUUCUCAAUGGACGGGUCCUAUUGACGUAACAGACGCCAUUGUUGAUAUAACACCAUUCUUGAAAGAUGGAUCGAAUGACGUGAAAAUUGAGGUUUCGUCUACUCUUCGCAAUCGACUGCUCCAGGUGAAUGUAACACAAUCCUGGGAGCAGGCCCAAUACUCAAGCACCUAUGGGCCUCAGCCCUACGGCUUGACUAGUCCUGUGACUCUGAUCCCCUUCGUAGAGAAGGUUAUUUCGCUUGAAUGA
Penicillium lagena is the source of this 3093-nucleotide messenger RNA. RefSeq lists its product as uncharacterized. Bases 1 to 3093 code for a protein of 1030 amino acids. The record is from RefSeq and is a predicted model, not a curated record. The transcript has 3 exons. NCBI's taxonomy places the organism in Eukaryota, Fungi, Ascomycota, Eurotiomycetes, Eurotiales, Aspergillaceae.